GGGUAAGAUAAUUUUAUAGGACGACUUUAAAUGAAAAGUGAGAAGAAUAUUAUGAAACGGAGAGUAUAAUCUAUCUUGUUUUUUUUUUUUUUUUUUUUUUUACUUAGGAUCUACAAACCGUUUUUCACUUGACCUAUCAACCAACACUGUCCCCUCUUUUCGUCUUUCUCUCUCUCUCUUCCUCUUAAUCUAAGCAAACCCCACAACCAUCAAACUCAUGAUGAUGAAGAUCACUGCCACUAUAUGAUACCUGCCUACAUAUACAUAAAUACACCUUUCUCUUUCUCUAUAAAAGUCUUUGUAUUUCUGUACAUCACCCUACUUGGAGAAAUAUUCACUCUGGUCCUCUCCCUUUCAAAGGGAUUUUCAUUGUGGGAUCAGUGAGUUUUUCCAAAGCCGAGAUCGAGUAGCUCACGAAUUAUUCGAUUUGAGCUGCUGAGCCUAGCUAGCUUAGCUAUGAGGAAGCCUGCUGAUCCCGCGGCCAAGGGCAAUAAUACUAAUGGAAAUGGUGGCGGUGGUGGUAAUGUUAAUGGCGGUAUCAAGCUUAGAAAGGGUUUAUGGUCACCUGAAGAAGAUGAUAAACUUGUUAACUAUAUGCUUACUAAUGGACAGGGUUGUUGGAGUGAUGUGGCUAGGAAUGCUGGCUUGCAAAGGUGUGGUAAGAGCUGCCGCCUUCGCUGGAUUAAUUACCUCAGGCCUGACCUUAAACGUGGCGCUUUCUCCCCUCAAGAAGAAGAGCUCAUCAUCCAUUUGCAUUCCCUCCUUGGCAAUAGAUGGUCCCAAAUCGCGGCUCGCUUGCCAGGACGAACAGACAACGAGAUAAAGAAUUUUUGGAACUCAACUGUGAAGAAAAGGAUGAAGAGUUCAUCAACCUCCUCAUCACCUAAUGCUAGUGAUUCAUCGUUGUCGACGGAGCCGAGAGAUGGGAUGGUGGGAGGAUUCAUGGCUAUGCAGGAUCCUUGCAGCAUUAUGGCCAUGUAUGUGAGCAACAACUCCGCCUCACCAACAUCAUCAUCCAUGCAAACCAUGGUUCCUCUAAGUCAUCAUCAUCAUCAUGGUAUUAUGGAUCAUCCUUUGCCCAACAUGGUAAAUCAUAGCAAUAAUAAUACUACUAAUAGUCUUGACAUGUCUUCAUGUGGUAAUGGGUACAUGGAUGGAUCAUCUUGCAUGAGCAUGGCACCCAUGCAUCAUGGCAUGGGUAAUGGUGAUGAUCAUGGUAUGAUGUGUGGUAGUUAUGGGAUGCUUGGAAGUCACAACUAUAAUUAUGGGUUAUUACAAGGGGAGCUUUCUAUUCCUUCUUUGGAAACAAUAAGCAUUGAAGAAAAUACUCAAGUUUCCGAAAAUAUUGUUUUUGGUAGAAACACUACUAUUAGCAACAACAAUAAUCAUUUUGACAACAACAACAGCAAUAAUCAUUUUGAUCAUAACCACCACAUAAUUAGCGGCACAAACAAUACUACUCCUCUAAACAACUCCAUUACUAGUAGUGGUGCUAAGAAAUUCGAGGCGACCGUGGUUCCGGGAGUUGGAAUCAAUUGGGAAGGAAGAGACGAUUCGAGUUUGGGAGAAUGGGAUUUAGAGGAACUAAUGAGGGAUGUUUCAUCCUUCCCCUUCAUUGAUUACCAAGUGGAAUAACAACCCUCUUCUUUUUCAUCCUUUCCUAUUAUUUCUCUUUUCUUUUUAAAAACUAUUCCAAGUCAAUUUCAUUUCCUCUUGAAAAUUUUACAACAAUUAAGCCUCAUAUAUAAACGGAUCAGGAUUCUCUCCACUAACUGGACGAAUUGGAUUGUCGGCCAGUUCGUGCUCUUGUAAUUAGGCCAUUGAGGGGCAAAGCUUGUCACAAGCUCCAUAAUUAAUAAGAUCACCUACAAUUCUACAAAAAGGUUAUAGUUAGACAUAGAUUACAAUAUACUUGAUAUAUAUACUCUGUAACUAAGGGGCAUAUAUGGUGUUUCUAUUUUUAUUUUUAUUUUACCAUUCUUGAUCAAACUAUAUGUAAGUUACCAAUAAAUGUUUCAUGUAAUUGUGAAGGAGAUAUGUGAAUAGUCAUAAAGCUAUACAGAAACUUAAAGCUUUUAGGGUAGUUGGUAGGAACCCUAGUCAUGUAAGAAUAUCAUUUGUACAAAAAUUCAAAGUAUAUUAUAUGCUUUAAUUUGUUGAGGCUGAAAUUAAGUUUGUUAUUAGUGGGCUGCAUGUUGAUUGUAAUACACAUUGAUGUGAAUGAAGACUCUCUAUUUCUCUC
Molecule: messenger RNA, 2242 nt
Organism: Chenopodium quinoa (quinoa)
Lineage: Eukaryota; Viridiplantae; Streptophyta; Magnoliopsida; Caryophyllales; Amaranthaceae
Product: transcription factor MYB46-like
Exons: 2
Coding region: 457-1635 (392 amino acids)
Source: RefSeq, a predicted model, not a curated record